This is a messenger RNA of Eucalyptus grandis, 1445 nucleotides long. Its product is annotated as caffeoylshikimate esterase. The transcript has a single exon. Lineage: Eukaryota; Viridiplantae; Streptophyta; Magnoliopsida; Myrtales; Myrtaceae. The coding region runs from base 183 to 1193 and encodes 336 amino acids. The record is from RefSeq and is a predicted model, not a curated record. Gene Ontology annotation, molecular function: lipase activity. Gene Ontology annotation, cellular component: membrane.
AACGCAUGGGGGGAUCAUACAGGACACGAUCCCCAACUCCCCAGCCGGAGCAAUUAAGGCCGCCCCCCGCAACGCUCCAAACUCACCACCGCCACCAAUAAAAUCUCCACUCCUCCUCCCUCUCUCUCCGCCACACAAACACACGCACACACUCUCUCUCUCUCUCUAUCUCUACCAAAACGAUGUCGCACCCCAUCGCCGAGGCCAGCGAGGCGAGCCCCUUCGGCUCCCUCACGCCGGACGAGUUCUACGCCCGCCACUCGGUGAGCCACGGGUCCGAGUUCGUGACCAACCCCCGCGGCCUCCGGCUCUUCACCCAGUGGUGGACCCCUCUCCCCCCGGCCCCCACCCUCGGCGUCCUCGCCGUCGUCCACGGCUACACCGGCGAGUCCAGCUGGCUCGUCCAGCUCACCUCCGUCUUCUUCGCCCGCGCCGGCUUCGCCACCUGCGCCCUCGACCACCAGGGCCACGGCUUCUCCGACGGCCUCGUCGCCCACAUCCCCGACGUCAACCCCGUCGUCGACGACUGCAUCGCCUUCUUCGACUCCUUCCGCGCCCGCCACGCCCCCCCGGGCCUCCCCGCCUUCCUCUACGCCGAGUCCCUCGGCGGCGCCAUCGCCCUCUACGUCGCCCUCCGCCAGCCCGGCGCCUGGGCCGGCCUCGUCCUCAACGGCGCCAUGUGCGGCAUCAGCGCCAAGUUCAAGCCCCCCUGGCCCCUCGAGCACCUCCUCUUCCUCGUCGCCGCCGUCAUCCCCACCUGGCACGUGGUGCCCACGCGCGGGUCGAUCCCGGACCGGUCCUUCAAGGAGGAGCGGAAGCGGAGGCUGGCGCUCGCGAGCCCGCGGAGGACGGUGGCGCGGCCGCGCGCGGCGACGGGGCUCGAGCUGCUUAGGAUCUGCCGGGAGCUGCAGGGGCGGUUCGAGGAGGUGGAGGUGCCGCUCCUCAUCGUGCACGGCAGCGACGACGUCGUCUGCGACCCCGCGUGCGUGGAGGAGCUGUACGCGCGCGCCGGCAGCAAGGACAAGACGCUGAGGAUAUACCCCGGGAUGUGGCACCAGCUGGUCGGGGAGCCGGACGAGAGCGUCGACAUGGUGUUCGGGGAGAUGAAGGAGUGGCUCGUGGCCAGGGCCGCGGCUUCGGCUUCGGGAGCCGGCGGAGGUGACGCACGCGCCGCCCUGGACGGUGGGGCGUAGGACUGCGAACGGAUUAAAGAAUAAAAUUCUAAACCGGGGAAGCAAAGUGAAUGCGGGUGGCGUUGAUUUCGUGUAUCUGUUAAUUGAUAUGAACUUACUUGCGAAGAUCUUCUCUGUGGAAUUGGGUGGAUCGUGUGAUGAUCUUGCUUUCUUUUCUUAGCCGUGUUACAACGUGCCAUCACAUAAAAAAUCUUGUCUAUUGCUGGUGCAGAUGGAGAACAAGUAAUUAGAAGGAAAAAUUAACUGCUUUCA